AUGGAUACGUACGCUUUCCUAUUGAUUCUCUUACAUGUUCCGUUUAUUGACGGCAGAAAUGAAAGAUAUUUUGUGACGGAGUCUUGUGGCCACGUGCUUGGUCCCGACUUCGGGGCUUACCUCGAGUUCGACAGAGACCUGGUUUUUAACGAGAAGUCUAAACCCAAGGUCAAUGUUGCACAACAACUCAAAGGUCAAUUGUUGGAAUGUACCGUUAUUGUCCGAGGUAUGCCGGCUACUCCCGGAGUCUUCCCGCCAGAAAAGCGCUACAUGGGUAUUUAUUGGCGGGAAUUUCUUAUUCAUGACCCCAAGGUGAAAAAGAAGCUCGGGUCGACGACCGCAAAGGAUUGUGGGAAGGCAUAUGUGACUAUGUACAAUGGUAAAGAUAAAGCCGCAGCUACCCAGUUUUUCACGCUGUGUGGGGUGGAUACUGUAUCGCCGUCCUAUGAGUGGGUGGGGGAAUAUAUCACACUUUACUUCUACCUUGACUACCGAAACCCCGCCCUUGGCAACGGGACGACGGUGCCACCGGAUCCGUCUGCUACGGUUGAUCCUAAAGCCACCACACCAGUUGAUAACUUCGACUACCCCGAGGUUUUCUUCAAACUCGACAUCACGUCGUUUAGUUACGCGUGUAACGAAACGGUCGAAGAUGUAGUGAUGAUGUGUAAUGAAAGCAAGCGCUGUCUGGACGACUCUCUACGUUGCGACUACUGGUAUUCCAAGAAUUGUCUCAAUGAGUUCUUCCCCAAAGACUCCUCUGACGUCAGUAAGAAGUAUCCCGGAAGCUGUGGAAAGCCCAAAAAGCCGAAACCCACAACGACGACCCCCGCGCCCCCCUGUCCCGCCCCCAGAUCUGACCCCACUGUACGCUGUCAUCGGCGUUGUCGUCUGCCUGAGCAUCCUCUACUGGUGCUGCUGUCGACCCGGAUGGCUGCCCUGGAGAUGCGCGAGACUCCGGAACUGUCCGUGCUGUAUAUCCUGUGGUACAUGUUUCGCCACUUGCUGUCCGGUGUGUUCGCCGACCGGGGGUCCCGGGGGAGGAGCGGGGGCCUGCUACUGUGGGGGAGGAAGUAA
Pecten maximus is the source of this 1077-nucleotide messenger RNA. RefSeq lists its product as uncharacterized. Bases 1 to 1077 code for a protein of 358 amino acids. The transcript is spliced from 4 exons. NCBI's taxonomy places the organism in Eukaryota, Metazoa, Mollusca, Bivalvia, Pectinida, Pectinidae. The record is from RefSeq and is a predicted model, not a curated record.